Messenger RNA from Drechmeria coniospora, 1476 nucleotides. Its product is annotated as septin. Lineage: Eukaryota; Fungi; Ascomycota; Sordariomycetes; Hypocreales; Ophiocordycipitaceae. The transcript is spliced from 2 exons. Gene Ontology annotation, cellular component: cytosol; cell division site; septin ring. The coding region runs from base 1 to 1476 and encodes 491 amino acids. The record is from RefSeq and is a predicted model, not a curated record. Gene Ontology annotation, molecular function: molecular adaptor activity; GTPase activity; GTP binding. Gene Ontology annotation, biological process: cytoskeleton-dependent cytokinesis.
AUGACGAGCACGCCGUCUCGCCGACCCAGUCUCGGAAUGUUGCUUCGUCGGUCCAAAAGCGGCGAGCUCGGCAAGAAGGCUCAGGCCCAGAAGGAAGCCGAGCUCGAGCGGGAGCGCAAAAAGGCCGCCGUGCCCAAGCUGCCAGAGUUCAGCAGCUCCGACCACGUCUCCAAGACGGCCGCCGUGCCCGACGUCCAAUCUCCCGAACCUGCCUAUAGCCUGUCUCCCAGUCCCAUCAAGGGCUUCGCCAACCGCCCCUCGGCCGAUGCCCCUCGCAACUAUGCCCGGCCCGGCCUUCCGCCGCCGCCUCCCAUCCCCUUCGAUCCCUACGCGCGGACGGCCAGCAUGACGCACCGAGGCCGCGAGAGCUACGCGAGCACCGCCAUGGCCGCCCCCAACAGUCCUCGGAGGGUUCGCAGGCGAAAGGACCCGACUCCCUUCAACGUCCUCGUCGUCGGAACCCACGGCGUGGGCAAGACGUGCUUCAUCGAGUUCCUCAAGAAGGCGCUCGCCCUGCCGGCCCACAAGCGUCCCAUGAGGAGGUCCGCCGAGGAGCAGCUCCUCGUGCCCGCCCCCGCCAGCGGCCACUUCGUCCCCCACUACGUCGAGACGGAGAUGGACGGCGAGCGCGUCGGCCUGACCGUGUGGGACUCCAACGGGCUCGAGACGAACCUCGUCGACCUGCAGCUGCGAGAGACGAUCAACUUCAUCGAGAGCAAGUUCGAAGACACCUUUGCCGAGGAGAUGAAGGUUGUUCGUUCGCCCAACGUCCAGGACACCCACAUCCAUGCCGUCUUCCUCCUUCUCGAUCCCUUCCAUCUCGACCGCAACAUCGUCUCGGCCCGAAAGGCCCUCGGCGAGACCAACGGCGAGUACCUCGGCCCCGGUCGUCGUCUCGUCGGCGCCCUGAACGAGGACCUCGAUCUCCAGACCCUCCGAGCCCUCCACGGCAAGACGACCGUCGUCCCCGUCAUCGCCAAGGCCGACACCGUGACGACCAAGCACAUGGACGUGCUCAAAAGGUCCGUCUGGGACAGCAUCAAGAAGGCCGGCCUCGACCCGCUCGAGCCGCUCGGCCUAGACGAGACCGCCGACGGCAGCUUUGGUCGCAUCGACGAGGAGGACUACGACUCGGCCGUCGAGGAUAGCGACGAGGACGCGGCUUCGCAGUCGACGUACACGGACAAGAACCGCUUAUCCCGCGUGUCCGUCUACAGGAACCAGGAAACGGCCGCGAAACCCUUCCUUCCGCUGUCCAUCAUCAGCCCCGACCUGUACGAACCUGGCGUCACCGGCCGCCAGUUCUCCUGGGGCUUUGCCGACCCCUACAACGAGGAGCACUGCGAUUUCCAGACCCUCAAGGACGCCGUCUUCAGCGACUGGCGCGUCGAGCUGCGCGAGGCAAGCCGGGAGCAAUGGUACGAGGCUUGGAGGUCCAGCAGGCUGAAAGUGAGAGGCGAGCCCAGCAGCAAAUGA